This is a messenger RNA of Mesoplodon densirostris (Blainville's beaked whale), 5730 nucleotides long. RefSeq names its product ubiquitin protein ligase E3 component n-recognin 1 (gene UBR1). The transcript has 47 exons. Gene Ontology annotation, biological process: protein ubiquitination; ubiquitin-dependent protein catabolic process via the N-end rule pathway. The record is from RefSeq and is a predicted model, not a curated record. NCBI's taxonomy places the organism in Eukaryota, Metazoa, Chordata, Mammalia, Artiodactyla, Ziphiidae. Bases 120 to 5381 code for a protein of 1753 amino acids. Gene Ontology annotation, molecular function: ubiquitin protein ligase activity; zinc ion binding. Gene Ontology annotation, cellular component: cytoplasm; ubiquitin ligase complex.
GUCAAACCCGACUUCAGGGGCCGUCGUAAAACUGUCGCCCUUCGUCUCUGGGACCGGCCACAGGUUCCCACUCGCCUCCGGCGGGGGGUCUGGAACUGCGGGUGUCAGAUUUCCUUAAGAUGGCGGAAGAGGAGGCUGGGGACGCAGAGAGGAUGGAAGUCAGCACGGAGUUGCCUCAGACUCCACAGCGACUGGCGUCUUGGUGGGAUCAGCAAAUUGAUUUUCAUACUACUUUCUUGAACCAUUUGGCACGAUUGGUGCCAGAAAUUUAUUUUGCUGAAAUGGAACCAGACUUAGAAAAGCAGGAGGAGAAUAUACAAAUGUCAAUAUUCACUCCACUGGAAUGGUACUUAUUUGGAGAAGAUCCAGAUAUUUCCUUAGAGAAAUUGAAGCACAGUGGAGCAUUUCAACUCUGUGGGAAGGUUUUCAAAAGUGGAGAGACAACAUAUUCUUGUAGGGACUGUGCAAUUGAUCCAACAUGUGUACUCUGUAUGGACUGCUUCCAGAAUAGUGUUCAUAAAAAUCAUCGUUACAAGAUGCAUACUUCUACUGGAGGAGGAUUUUGUGACUGUGGAGACACAGAAGCAUGGAAAACUGGCCCUUUUUGUAUAAGUCAUGAACCUGGAAGAGCAGGUACCACAAAAGAGAACUUACGCUGUCCGUUGAAUGAAGAGGUAAUUGCCCAAGCCAGGAAAAUAUUCCCUUCAGUGAUAAAAUACAUUGUAGAAAUGACUGUAUGGGAAGAGGAAAAAGAACUGCCUCCUCAACUCCAGAUAAGAGAGAAAAAUGAUAGCUACUACUGUGUCCUUUUCAAUGAUGAACACCAUUCAUAUGACCAUGUCAUAUACAGUCUACAAAGAGCUCUUGACUGUGAGCUCGCAGAGGCACAGUUGCACACCACUGCCAUAGACAAAGAGGGCCGUCGGGCUGUGAAAGCAGGUGCUUUUGCUGCUUGCCAGGAAGCAAAGGAAGAUAUAAAGAGUCAUUCAGAAAAUGUCUCUCAACAUCCGCUUCAUGUAGAAGUAUUACACUCUGAGGUUAUGGCUCAUCAGAAAUUUGCUUUGCGUCUGGGGUCCUGGAUGAAUAAAAUUAUGAGCUAUUCAAGUGACUUCAGACAGAUCUUUUGCCAAGCAUGCCUUAGAGAAGAACCUGGCUCUGAGAAUCCCUGUCUCAUAAGCAGGUUAAUGCUUUGGGAUGCAAAGCUUUAUAAAGGUGCCCGUAAGAUCCUUCACGAAUUGAUCUUCAGCAGUUUUUUUAUGGAGAUGGAAUACAAAAAAUUCUUUGCUAUGGAAUUUGUGAAGUAUUAUAAGCAGCUACAGAAAGACUAUAUCAGUGAUGAUCAUGACAGAAGUAUCUCUAUAACUGCACUCUCAGUUCAGAUGUUUACUGUUCCUACUUUGGCUCGACAUCUUAUUGAAGAGCAAAAUGUUAUCUCUGUCAUCACUGAAACUCUGCUGGAAGUUUUGCCUGAGUACUUGGAUAGGAACAAUAAAUUCAACUUCCAGGGUUAUAGCCAGGACAAAUUGGGAAGAGUAUAUGCAGUAAUAUGUGAUCUAAAGUAUAUCCUGAUCAGCAAGCCCACAGUGUGGACGGAAAGAUUAAGAAUGCAGUUCCUUGAAGGCAUUAGAUCUUUUUUGAAGAUUCUUACCUGUAUGCAGGGAAUGGAAGAAAUCAGAAGACAGGUUGGGCAACACAUAGAAGUGGAUCCUGACUGGGAGGCUGCCAUUGCUAUACAGAUGCAAUUGAAGAAUAUUUUACUGAUGUUCCAAGAGUGGUGCGCUUGUGAUGAGGAACUCUUAUUGGUGGCUUAUAAAGAAUGUCAUAAAGCCGUGAUGAGGUGCAGUACAAGUUUCAAAUCUAGUAGCAAAACAGUAGUACAAUUGUGUGGUCAUACUUUGGAAACUAAAUCCUACAGAGUAUCUGAAGAUCUUGUAAGCAUACAUCUGCCAAUCUCUAGGACUCUUGCUGGUCUUCAUGUGCGUUUAAGCAGGCUGGGUGCUAUUUCAAGACUGCAUGAAUUUGUGCCUUUUGAGGAUUUUCAAGUAGAGGUACUAGUGGAAUAUCCUUUGCGUUGUCUGGUAUUGGUUGCCCAGGUUGUUGCUGAGAUGUGGCGAAGAAAUGGGCUGUCUCUCAUUAGCCAGGUGUUUUAUUACCAAGAUGUUAAGUGCAGAGAAGAAAUGUAUGAUAAAGAUAUCAUUAUGCUUCAGAUUGGUGCAUCUUUAAUGGAUCCCAACAAAUUCUUAUUACUGGUACUUCAGAGGUAUGAACUUGCUGAUGCUUUUAACAAGACCAUAUCCAUAAAAGACCAGGAUUUGAUUAAACAAUAUAAUACCUUAAUAGAAGAAAUGCUUCAAGUCCUCAUCUAUAUUGUGGGAGAGCGUUAUGUACCUGGAGUGGGAAAUGUGACCAAAGAAGAGGUCACAAUGAGAGAAAUUAUUCACUUGCUUUGUAUUGAACCCAUGCCACACAGUGCCAUUGCCAAAAAUUUACCUGAGAAUGAAAAUAAUGAAACUGGCUUAGAGAAUGUCAUAAACAAAGUGGCCACAUUUAAGAAACCAGGUGUAUCAGGCCAUGGAGUUUAUGAGCUGAAAGAUGAAUCAUUGAAAGACUUCAAUAUGUACUUUUAUCAUUACUCCAAAACACAGCAUAGCAAGGCUGAACAUAUGCAGAAGAAAAGGAGAAAACAGGAAAACAAAGAUGAAGCAUUACCACCACCUCCUCCUCCUGAAUUCUGCCCUGCUUUCAGCAAAGCAGUUAACCUUCUCAAUUGUGAUAUCAUGAUGUACAUUCUCAGGACCAUAUUUGAGCAGGCAGUAGACCCAGAUUCUAACUUGUGGACUGAAGGGAUGCUCCAAAUGGCAUUUCAUAUUCUGGCAUUGGGCUUACUAGAAGAAAAGCAACAGCUUCAAAAAUCUCCCGAAGAAGAAGUGACAUUUGACUUUUACCAUAAGGCCUCAAGAUUGGGAAGUUCAGCCAUGAAUGCUCAGAAUAUACAAAUGCUUUUAGAAAAACUCAAGGGAAUUCCCCAAUUAGAAGGCCAGAAGGACAUGAUUACAUGGAUACUCCAGAUGUUUGACACCGUGAAGCGAUUAAGAGAAAAAUCUUGUUUAAUUGUAGCAACUACAUCAGGAUCAGAAUCUAUUAAAAAUGAUGAGAUUACUCAUGAUAAAGAAAAAGCAGAACGAAAAAGAAAAGCUGAAGCUGCUAGGCUGCAUCGCCAGAAGAUCAUGGCUCAGAUGUCCGCCUUACAGAAGAACUUUAUUGAAACUCACAAACUCAUGUAUGACAGUACGUCAGAAAUGUCUGGGAAAGAAGACUCCAUUAUGGAGGAAGAGAGCACCCCAGCAGUCAGUGACUACUGUAAAAUUGCUUUGGGUCCUAAACGGGGUCCAUCUGUUACUGAAAAGGAGGUGCUGACAUGCAUCCUCUGCCAAGAAGAACAAGAGGUGAAAAUAGAAAAUAAUGCCAUGGUAUUAUCGGCCUGUGUCCAGAAAUCCACCGCCUUAACCCAGCACAGGGGAAAACCCAUAGAACUCUCAGGGGAAACCGUGGACCCACUUUUCAUGGAUUCAGACUUGGCAUAUGGAACUUACACAGGAAGCUGUGGUCAUGUAAUGCAUGCAGUGUGCUGGCAGAAGUAUUUUGAAGCUGUACAGCUGAGCUCUCAGCAACGCAUUCAUGUUGACCUUUUUGAUUUAGAGAGUGGAGAAUAUCUUUGCCCUCUUUGCAAGUCUCUGUGCAAUACUGUGAUCCCCAUUAUUCCUUUGCAACCUCAAAGGAUAAGCAGUGAGAAUACAGAAGCUCUUGCUCAACUUUUGACCCUGGCACGAUGGAUACAGACUGUUCUGGCCAGAAUAACAGGUUAUAAUAUGAAACAUGCUAAAGGAGAAAAGCCAACAAUUCCAGUCUUGUUUGAUCAAGGAAUGGGUGAUUCCACUUUUGAGUUCCAUUCUAUUCUGAGUUUUGGAGUUCAGUCUUCGAUAAAAUAUUCUAAUAGCAUCAAGGAAAUGGUCCUUCUCUUUGCCACAACAAUUUAUAGAAUUGGAUUGAAAGUGCCUCCUGAUGAAAUGGAUCCUCGAAUCCCCAUGAUGACCUGGAGCACAUGUGCUUUCACUAUCCAGGCAAUUGAAAACCUCUUGGGAGAUGAAGGAAAACCUUUGUUUGGAGCACUUCAAAAUAGACAGCAUAAUGGUCUGAAAGCAUUAAUGCAGUUUGCCAUUGCACAAAGGAUUACCUGUUCUCAGGUCCUGAUACAGAAACAUCUGAUUCGUCUUCUAUCAGUUGUUCUUCCUAACCUAAAAUCAGAAGCUACACCUUGCCUUCUAUCUGUAGAUCUAUUUCAUGUUUUGGUGGGUACUGUGUUAGCAUUCCCAUCCUUGUAUUGGGAUGAUGCUGUUGAUCUGCAGCCUUCAUCAAUUAGUUCUUCCUAUAACCACCUUUAUCUCUUCCAUUUGAUCACCAUGGCACACAUGCUUCAGAUACUUCUUACCACAGACACAGGUCUCCCCCUUGCACAAAUUCAAGAAGAGAGUGAAGAGGCUCGUUCUGCAUCUUCUUUCUUGGCAGAAGUUUCUCAGUAUACAAGUGGCUGCAUUGGGUGUGGUAUUCCUGGCUGGUAUUUAUGGGUCUCGUUGAAGAAUGGCAUCAUCCCUUAUCUUCGCUGUGCUGCAUUGUUUUUCCACUAUUUACUUGGAGUAACUCCACCUGAAGAACUAUUUACCAAUCCUGCAGAAGGAGAGUACAGUGCACUCUGUAGCUAUUUAUCUUUACCCACAAAUUUGUUCCUGCUUUUCCAGAAAUAUUGGGAUACUGUAAGGCCCCUCCUGCAGAGAUGGUGUACAGACCCUGCCUUACUAAACUGUCUGAAGCAAAAAAGCGCCAUAGUCAGGUACCCUAGAAAAAGAAAUAGUUUGAUAGAGCUUCCUGAUGACUAUAGCUGCCUCCUAAAUCAAGCUUCUCAUUUCAGGUGCCCACGGUCUGCAGAUGAUGAGCGAAAGCACCCUGUCCUCUGUCUUUUCUGCGGAGCCAUACUGUGUUCUCAGAACAUUUGCUGCCAAGAAAUUGUGAAUGGGGAAGAGGUGGGAGCUUGCAUUUUUCAUGCCCUUCACUGUGGAGCUGGAGUCUGCAUUUUCCUAAAAAUCAGAGAAUGUAGAGUAGUCCUGGUUGAAGGUAAAGCCAGAGGCUGUGCCUAUCCAGCCCCUUAUUUGGAUGAAUAUGGAGAAACAGACCCUGGCCUGAAGAGGGGCAACCCCCUUCAUUUAUCUCGUGAGCGGUAUCGGAAGCUCCAUUUGGUGUGGCAGCAGCAUUGCAUCAUAGAAGAGAUUGCUAGGAGCCAGGAAACUAAUCAGAUGUUAUUUGGAUUCAACUGGCAGUUACUGUGAGCUCCAACUCUGCCUGGGGAGAAUCACGAAUGAAGACAGUAAUGAAGACUGAUUCAAAAUGAUGGAGACCUUAUUGAGGGCCGGGGAAGGGUUGGAGGGUCUUUUGCUCCGUGUCCAGAUUCACAUACAUCAAUAAAAUAUUCCUUAAUGGAGUAUUUCUUUCAAUUAAUGAACAUAUGCUUAAAGGAAAAAAAAAGAGACAUAGAUUAAUCUAUUUUAUGUUCCAGAACACUAAAGAAAUGCUUCUUCACCCCAAGUGUCUGAUUCUGCUAAUAGUUCCAGAAAACGUAUUUCCCUUCAUAAUCUGUCCCACUUCACUUCAUCCACCUGAUAAAUGAAGUCACAUCAA